This is a messenger RNA of Nicotiana tabacum (common tobacco), 705 nucleotides long. RefSeq names its product putative lipid-transfer protein DIR1. Gene Ontology annotation, molecular function: fatty acid binding. Gene Ontology annotation, biological process: systemic acquired resistance. NCBI's taxonomy places the organism in Eukaryota, Viridiplantae, Streptophyta, Magnoliopsida, Solanales, Solanaceae. The record is from RefSeq and is a predicted model, not a curated record.
AUGCUGGAUCCGCCCCUGCCCCUGCCCAUAAACCCAUACCCAGUCAUACACACAUUGUUACUAUAUAAAUCCUUUAUGUCAUGUUGUUUCUCUACAUACACUCACAGAAAGAAAGAAAGAAAGAGAAAUAUGGACAUGGAGCAUUACUUGGCCAAAAAACCUGUGGCAUUGGCUUUGGUUGCCAUUUUGUUGAGCAGUUUUAGCAUAGAAGUGUCGAGAGCACAGGGAAUAUGUAACAUAUCAGGAGAAGGUUUAAUGUCAUGUAAACCAUCAGUAACACCCCCGAACCCGUCGGCGCCCACAGCCAAGUGCUGCAGCGCGCUGGCACAUGCAGACUGGGGAUGCCUUUGCUCUUAUAUGAAUUCUCACUGGUUGCCUUCUUUAGGAGUUGAUCCAACACUUGCAAUGCAACUCCCUCAGAAAUGCAAACUCCCUAAUCCUCCCCAUUGCUAAAGCACUAAUUAAAAUUUAACUCUUCCAUUUCCAUAGUAACUUGAAAUUAAGUGUUGGUCAUUCAAUUAAUCGGGCCUAGCUAUAUUUGUAAGUUGAAAUUACCAUGUUGUGUAUUUUGAGCUUUGUUUAUCUUGGUUUUUGGUUUCUAGCUAAGGCCAAUGAUUCUUCAUUAUGGUUGUAUUUGGAGAAAAUUGUUUGCUGGUUGUUUAUUUUGGCUUGCAUGGUUUAUUAGUUUGGUAUUUUAGCUCGUUU